CUUCUCUUUCUCUCCUCAACCCCUUCUCUUUAACCAAACAUUUUAAGCAACACUGUACCAUAGUCCAUAAACUAAACAAAUUACUUAAAAGGUAACUAAGGAAAAUGGGUAGGUCUCCAUGUUGUGAUGAUAUUAGUGAGUUGAAGAAAGGUCCUUGGACACCGGAGGAGGAUGAAAAACUUGUCUCUUACAUCCAAAACCACGGCCAUGGAAGUUGGCGCGCUCUUCCUAGGGCGGCGGGGCUCAACAGGUGCGGUAAGAGUUGUAGAUUGAGAUGGACUAAUUACUUGAGGCCUGACAUUAAGCGUGGCCGUUUCACUGAAGAAGAAGAAGACAUGAUCAUCAAACUUCAUUCUGUUCUUGGAAACAAGUGGUCAAGGAUUGCAGCUCAUCUUCCUGGAAGAACAGACAAUGAGAUAAAGAAUUACUGGAACACCCAUCUAAGGAAAAAGCUUUUACAAAUGGGUAUUGAUCCAGUUACUCACAAACCAAGAACUGAUCUUAAUAUCUUAUCUAAUCUCUCCCAACUUUUUUCAACCUCACCAAAUUUAAGUACCUUGAUGAACCCUUGGAACAUCAAUAAUGCUCUUAGGAUACAACCAAAUGUCGCCGCCGAAGUAGCAAAACUCCAAGUCCUACAAAACAUCUUCCAAAUCCUAAACACAAGUAAUAAUACAUCAUCAUCUCUACCAAAUAUGGACCAAACUAUGCCAUUAAACUUGGGAUACCCCAAUGUAAAUGGGUUUGGUAAUCUCAACAAUACCAAUAAUGCUAUGUGUUCAACUUCUCAAGGAUUUUGCCAUGUUCCAAAUUAUGUGGGUCCAAACCAAACAAUAGUUGAUGAAUUAUAUCCAAACAUGGAUAGUAAUAAUAGUAAUAAAAGCUUGAGCAUAAGUACUUCUACUUAUGAAACCCUAGAUGAGAGUAGACUUCCUUCAUUGGUUAAUAUUUCUCCUGAAGCUUCCACUGUUAAUCGAAUUGAAAGCAAUACAAACUCCACAAAUGGCUCCUCUGCUGCUUUCACUCCCACAACAGCUGACUUCUUUGAAGGUUGGGAAAAGCUUCUUGAUGAUGGAAAUAGUGACUUCUGGAAAGAAUUCAUAAACUAACGGUAUAUAUGCCUCAUUGGAGCAAGAACGUCGUCAUGGGUGGCCCAAUUUUCAUGUGAAAGAUUCAAGCUAAGAGGAAUAUAUAUACAUUCAAAUUAUAUCAAAUUGUUUGAAAUUCUUUUUUUUUUUUGGUUUAUAAAUGAGGGUGAUAGAACAUAUAUAAAGCUACAUACUUGUAUAAAGCCCUAAAACAUCAAAUUUUUCAUUAUUUGGUUUGUAGAGAUUAUUAUCAUAUUGUGAUUUUGUUGUACACAGAAAAGUAUAUAGAACACAGUUAUUGUAUCUUAUUAUCCACUCUUCUAUAUAAUAUAUAUAGAUAUGUAGCAUAUCCAAUAAUUUGUAUAUAUUUAAAAGAAUGUUUUAUU
Molecule: messenger RNA, 1474 nt
Organism: Beta vulgaris subsp. vulgaris (sugar beet)
Lineage: Eukaryota; Viridiplantae; Streptophyta; Magnoliopsida; Caryophyllales; Amaranthaceae
Product: transcription factor MYB41
Exons: 3
Coding region: 105-1109 (334 amino acids)
Source: RefSeq, a predicted model, not a curated record